GCAACUUUUUAAAUCAUUCGGGCUUCUCUCUCUUCGAACCAAUCUGUUAUUUCCCUCUCCCAAAACUCGCCAUUCACUCUCCCAAACACCAAAAUCCCUCAAAAUCUACCAAAACCCAUCCCUCAAAUACUUAAAUAUCUUCAAAUCCUUACACAAAUCCAUAAGCUUUUUGCUCCAAUUUUGGUUGGGUUUUGUUGAGUUCUCUCUCUCAUGGCUUCAAGAAGGGGCAGAAGCAAAAGGAAAUAGAUUGGGAGUUCUAGUGCCAGUGGCCAAGCCCAGGAGGAAGGUACCCUUUAUAAUACCUCUCUAUUUUGGGAUGAUGAUGCUAUCAAUCAGUACAAUUUUGUCAAAAUUUUGGCUGUGUUACCAUGCAACAAUGUGAAGUUUAGUCACUUUCCUCAAGGGAAUAUACAUGUAGAAGAGAUUUUUAGGGAACUUGGAUGGAGUAAUUUUUUAGAGAUUAAGGAGCAUGUGUAUAUUGAUGUGGUUCACCAAUUCUAUGCUAAUUUGAAACCAAAAAGGGAGAAGUGCAAAACUAAGAGGGUGGAGAUGAUGAAUUUGAGAAUGUCAACCAUGAAGAAAUUAGAUUCGCACUUGCACCAACAUGUGUUACAAAUCAUAUUAGUGUGGGCUUUCUUUCACCAGAAAACAGAGCGUUGCAGUGCAUUAUUAGUUGUAUUCUUGCUCAAAGAAAGGGGUCUAAGUCUUUUGUGCUUACUAGUGAUCUUCCUUGGUUUGAUUAUCUUCUGAAGUGGAAAAGAAUGAACCUUGGUAGAUUUAUUUACCACAACAUUGUCAAGAAUUACUCCUCGGAUAUGGGUCUUCCACAUGGUGCAUUGAUUACUAGGCUAGUAAAAAAGAACAACAUUGAUCUUGAAUCUUUUAAGCAUGGGAAAAUUAAAGCUGGGACCACUCUCACUAAAGCAUCCUUUGAAAAAAUGCAAUCGAAGUUCCAAAGCCGGCUCAAAGUUUUGCAGCCGACUCUUGAGAAAAACAGAAUGGACUGCAAUCCUGCAAAGCAGGCUGUGGAAAUGGUAAGAGAGCCGGCUCUAAGAAGCUAAGUCGGCUCUCUUGACAAUCCUGCAUCUCGAGCUUCAUAUCCUGCAGGGCAUUUAAUGACCCCCAACGGCUAGAAACGGCUAUUUUCGACCAUAGGGUUAUAAAUAUGGUUGGUAAAAGAUCUGAAGGAGUUUUAGAGAGCAUUGUAUUGAAUAUCUUUACCUACCUACAUGAGCUUUAACUUGAGUUUUUGAUCUUCGAGAGAUCUUUGUUUGUAAUCCUCUUCUUGUGCUAUUAGUGAGUGAUCUUAGAGGUGUGUUGAUUCCUUCAAGAGUGAUCUAUAGAGAGGAUCUUUGGGGUUUAAGUGUAAAGGGGUGAGAUUUGAGAGAAACACCCUUCUUCUUGUAAAGGAUUGAGUGGCUCCUUUAAGCCACCAUUGUUUUUGUUAGUGGAGAGUGUGGAGGAAAUCCUUGGUGAGUGAAGCCAAGGUAGAGGACUAGGCUCCAAGUGGUUGGACCGAACCUCUAUAAAAUCAUUGUACAAGCUCUUCUUCUCCACUCUCUCUGUAAUUUUUGUUUGGUGGUUGCAAAGAGGUGAAAAUUCUCCAACUCCAAUUCACCCCCCUCUUGGAGUGCAUUGAGUCAACAUAUUUUGUAUUAACGAUUUAUCAUUGAACAUUUUGUUAUGUUAAACUGUUUAUCAAGCAUGCUAAAAUUUUACUCACGGGCUAUCCAUAUAUUUACAUACUGAGAUAUUUUAUCUCACCUAGUUUUCCAUGUCCACCAUUUCAGGAAGCGAAGUCAAGCAUGGGGAAAAACGAGGGGAGUGACGAGUUAGAAGGCUAGCCACCUGUAAUUUGACAUAGAUUUUAGAUAUAGAUCAUGAUCUUGUAAUUUAGAUAUAGAUCAUGAUCUUGUAAGCUAGAUUUUAAUUGGAGAUUUUAUAAAUUCAUUUAAUGGAU
Molecule: messenger RNA, 1960 nt
Organism: Rubroshorea leprosula
Lineage: Eukaryota; Viridiplantae; Streptophyta; Magnoliopsida; Malvales; Dipterocarpaceae
Source: the annotation of a GenBank genome assembly